Manihot esculenta (cassava) is the source of this 1356-nucleotide messenger RNA. Its product is annotated as 2-oxoglutarate-dependent dioxygenase 21, chloroplastic. The coding region runs from base 412 to 1356 and encodes 314 amino acids. The transcript is spliced from 3 exons. The record is from RefSeq and is a predicted model, not a curated record. Lineage: Eukaryota; Viridiplantae; Streptophyta; Magnoliopsida; Malpighiales; Euphorbiaceae.
AAAAAAUUUACUUAAAUCAGUGAUAUAAAAUUAUUGUGCAAUUUAUAUAAAAUUUUAUUAAUUUAUAUAAAUUUGAUUUAAAUAAGAAUUCCAGUGCUGAUGCUGUUUUACAAAAUCAGCACGCAGCUGCCAUAGUAAUUAGCCACUCAACUCCAGCAAUCAUGAAAUUCGAACAGGUUCUGAUCAAACAAAACAACUUAUACUGUUUCGUGAAUAAAAUACAUGGGCUAACUAUUUGUAGAUUUGGCUUUUUCCCAAUUUUGUUAAUGAAAGAGAACAAAAUAAUAUUAUUAGCCAAACUUGCGUAGAGAACUUGACCUUUUCAAGGUAUGACUUUAUUAGGAAAGAACCGGAGUAGAGAACCAGUUGAAGAAGUAAAUCUUGAGUUUUGAUCUUUAUUUCAAAUCUAAUAUGAGAACUGUGGUUAAUGAUCAUGAUCCAAUCCAGCUUUCAAGUGGGCCCGUCAUUGAUUUCUCAGCACUCUUGAGCCAAGAUUCUCAGAUAAAGAAUGAGGUCAUCAAAGAAAUUGGCAAAGCUUGUGAAGAUUUUGGUUUCUUCAGUAUCAUUAAUUAUGGGAUAAGUGAAUCAUUGAUAGAAGAUGUCAUGGACGCAAACUCAAGAUUUUUUGACUUGCCAAUAGAAGAUAAAAAGGAGUUGCUAUCUGAUGAUGUCUACAAGCCAGUAAGAUUUGGGAUAGUAACUCAGGAUGACAAAGAAAAUGCGAAAUUCACAAGGGAAUUUCUGAAGCUUUAUGCCCAUCCACUAGGAGAUUGGGUAGGAUUAUGGGCUGCAAAUCCACCAGAUUACAGGGGAAAAAUGAGAACCUACGCCAUAGAAACGAUGACAUUGAGCAGUCAAGUCUUUGAAGCUAUCAUCCAAAGUCUGAGCUUGAGUUCAACAUUUUGGCAAAACAAGCUUGAACAAGGAAUGCAAAUGAUAGGUAUAAACUGUUAUGAAUCAGCUUCUAAAUUGAACGGCAUCAAGAUAGGGCAAGCACAACAUUCGGACCAUACUAUAAUCACUCUUCUUGCACAGAGCAGACCUGGGUUACAGGUCAUGAGCCCCAUGGACGGCGCUUGGAAGGCUGUCCCGACGGGACAUAAAGGUUCCUUGCACGUCCUUGUCGAGGAUCAUCUUCAAGUCCUUAGCAAUGGGAAAUACAAGAGUGUUGUUCAUCGGGUGGUGGCUGGUUCAGGGGAAAGAAGGUUAUCUAUUGCCAGUUUCCAUAGCUUUGCAAUGGAUGAAGUGGUGGAGCCUGCAAUGGAAUUGGUGAAGCAGAAGCAGGAGAAUCCAAACUACAAGGGAAGCAGUUUACGGGACUACCUCAACCAUCUUUCGUCUACUUUUUUAAUAUAA